AUGCAUUCAUUCAAGACUGUUCUUGCUCUUGGAGCUCUCCUGCCCGCAUUCCUUGCGCAGGCCAGCAAGAUUAUCCGUACCCGCAACGAGCACACCAUUCCCGGCUCGUGGGUUGCCCGUAUUGAAGAGAAUGAAGUCCUCGAGGCUGUUCUCUCCACUGUCCUGGAGGCUGCUGGUAUCGAGUCCAAGGAAACCUACUCUGUUGGAGGUGUCAAGGGUUUCACUUUUGAUGCCGACGAUACCAUCCUAGAUAUCCUCGAGAGCAUGGGAGCCAUCAAGUCUGUCGAGCCUGACUACAAGAUGUAUGCUUCCGUCCCGGUUGGCAGCUUGAAAGCGCGCCAAACCAACGGUACUCUUACUACCCAGAAAGGCUCCCCCUAUGGCCUGGGACGCAUCUCCCACCGUGAGCCUGGCACUAAGGAUUACAUUUUCGACAGCUCUGCUGGCGAGGACACUUUCAUCUAUGUCAUCGACACUGGUGUCAACACCGAGCACACCGACUUUGGCGGCCGUGCCACUCUCGGAAAGAGCUUCAUCGCCGGAUCUGACGGCGAAGACGACCAAGGCCACGGCACCCACUGCUCUGGAACCGCCGCCGGCACCAAGUUCGGUGUAGCUAAGAAGGCCAACAUCAUCGGUGUCAAGGUCCUCGGCGCAGACGGCUCUGGUAGCAACUCUGGUGUCCUUAGGGGCAUUCAAUGGGCCGUUGACGACGCCACCGAGAAGGGCCACAUCAACCGCACCGUCCUCUCCAUGUCCCUCGGCGGCCCCUUCUCCCAAACCACCAACGACGCCAUCCAAUCCGCUGUUGAAGCUGGUGCUUUCGUCGCCGCUGCCGCCGGAAACGAAGGCGAAGACGCAUCCAACUCCUCCCCCGCCUCCGCACCACAAGCCUGCACCGUCGGCGCCACAAACGAGCGCGACCUCAUGGCCUCCUUCUCCAACUUCGGCAAGCUCGUCGACAUCUUCGCCCCCGGAGAGAAGAUCCAGAGCGCCUGGAUCGGCAGCUCCACCGCUACCAACACCAUCAGCGGAACUUCAAUGGCUUGCCCCCACAUUGCUGGUCUCGCUGCCUACCUUAUUGCGCUCGAGGGCCCCCGCUCUCCUACUGCCCUGUGCAAGCGCAUCCAGGAGCUUGCUACCAAGGACGCUAUUACUAACAUCAGAGAUGGAGAUGAUAGCCCCAACCUCAUUGCUUACAACGGCAACGGCGCGUAA
Messenger RNA from Bipolaris zeicola 26-R-13, 1218 nucleotides. RefSeq lists its product as uncharacterized. The transcript has a single exon. Lineage: Eukaryota; Fungi; Ascomycota; Dothideomycetes; Pleosporales; Pleosporaceae. Gene Ontology annotation, molecular function: serine-type endopeptidase activity. The record is from RefSeq and is a predicted model, not a curated record. Gene Ontology annotation, biological process: proteolysis. Bases 1 to 1218 code for a protein of 405 amino acids.